AAUCUGGUCACCUUUUGAUUGACGUUCUGUUGAAUUGUGUAAAUUGAAAUUUGACAAUGGUGACAGGUGAACCGUCAGGCGUCAACCACCGUCAAACGACUGCCAAAUUCCGUUUUUCUUAGCCUUUUCAUUUUUUGACAACUUGUAAGCAAAAGGCUGAAUCAUGGCCCCAAGAAAAAACAAAGUUGCGAAAGAAGAGGUUCAAGUUACCCUUGGACCACAGCAUCUGGUCGGUGAAACAGUUUUCGGAGUGGCUCACAUAUUUGCCUCUUUCAAUGAUACUUUCGUUCAUGUUACUGAUCUAUCCGGUAGAGAAACUAUAGCCAGAGUAACAGGAGGUAUGAAAGUGAAGGCUGAUCGUGACGAAGCUUCUCCUUAUGCUGCUAUGUUGGCAGCUCAGGAUGUUGCUGAGAAGUGCAAGACAUUAGGUAUCACAGCCCUACACAUUAAAUUACGAGCAACUGGAGGCAACAAAACCAAAACUCCAGGACCUGGGGCACAAUCAGCUCUCCGAGCCCUUGCCCGUUCUAACAUGAAGAUUGGUCGCAUUGAGGAUGUCACACCUGUCCCAUCAGACUCCACUCGCAGGAAGGGUGGUAGACGAGGACGCAGGCUGUAAUCUUUUAGUGUAAGUCAACUGUGGAUUAAAAUAAAUGAUUUAACAGUUA
Molecule: messenger RNA, 668 nt
Organism: Leptidea sinapis
Lineage: Eukaryota; Metazoa; Arthropoda; Insecta; Lepidoptera; Pieridae
Gene: RpS14
Product: 40S ribosomal protein S14
Exons: 3
Coding region: 164-619 (151 amino acids)
Biological process (GO): ribosomal small subunit assembly; maturation of SSU-rRNA from tricistronic rRNA transcript (SSU-rRNA, 5.8S rRNA, LSU-rRNA); translation
Cellular component (GO): ribosome; cytosolic small ribosomal subunit
Molecular function (GO): mRNA 5'-UTR binding; structural constituent of ribosome; small ribosomal subunit rRNA binding
Source: RefSeq, a predicted model, not a curated record